Messenger RNA from Helianthus annuus (common sunflower), 360 nucleotides. RefSeq names its product velvet complex subunit 2-like. The record is from RefSeq and is a predicted model, not a curated record. Lineage: Eukaryota; Viridiplantae; Streptophyta; Magnoliopsida; Asterales; Asteraceae. The coding region runs from base 1 to 360 and encodes 119 amino acids. The transcript has a single exon.
AUGAUCCAACGGUUUGGGCUCCUUCCUGCUUUCUCUCCCUUAAAGAAACACAAUUACCCACAAACACAAUCACCAAACUCCAUCAUCUUCACCAACAACAACAACCUGCUACCACCACCACCACCGGAUCGCCACCAUCGUGAAGCUACCACCACCACCCUGAAGCUCCACCCACCACUGUUGGACAACCAUCAUCAAGCUCCACCGCCACCAUUGGACCGGCUGCACCACCACCGUCAACCAUCGCUGAACCGCCAUCAUCAAACUCCACCACCACCAUUAUCAAGCUCCACCACUACCAUUAUCAAGAAACACCACCAACACCGUGAAGCUCCGUUAACCUCCGUUGAACACCGUUGA